Messenger RNA from Diversispora eburnea, 1338 nucleotides. The record is from the annotation of a GenBank genome assembly. NCBI's taxonomy places the organism in Eukaryota, Fungi, Glomeromycota, Glomeromycetes, Diversisporales, Diversisporaceae.
AUGUCUUUACGCAGAGUAGUGAUUACAGGUUUAGGUUUAGUGACACCUUUAUCAACUGGAGUAAAAUCUUCCUGGCAAAAAUUAAUAGAGGGUGCAAGUGGUAUAAUUUCUUUAUCAAACGAAACCAACAAAAAUGAAAAAAAUGAAAAAAAUGAAAAAAAUCAACAAAAAAUUGAACAAAUUGAACAAAAAGAGCAAAUAACUCAAAUAACCAAUAAUCAAACAUUCAGUAAUUUACCAUAUAAUGAAAAAGAGAAAGGUGUAUUUAAUGAAUUACCUUCAACUGUCGCAGGAACAGUGAAACCUGGAAAAUAUGAAGUUUGUGGAUUUGACCCUAAAGAAUGGUUGGAUCGUGGGGAUGAAAGGAAAAUGUCAUUAGUAACUCAAUAUGCUAUAUGUGCAGCAAAACAAGCAAUAAUGGAUGCUGAAUGGUAUCCAACAUCAGAUUACGAAAAAAAUCAAACUGGAGUGUGUAUUGGAUCCGGAAUAGGAAAUAUUGAAGAUAUUGGUUUCAAAAAGGGUCCAAAUCAUGCCGUAUCAACUGCAUGUACAACUGGGGCACAUUCAAUUGGAGAUGCAAGUAGAUUUAUACAAUUUGGUGAUGCGGAUGUUAUGAUUGCUGGUGGAGCAGAAGCUUGUAUAAUACCAUUAGCUUUGGCCGGAUUUUCAAAAGCAAAAUCGUUGGUAACUAAAUAUAAUGAUCAACCGGAGGAAGCUUCACGUCCAUUUGACAAAGAUCGUGAUGGAUUUGUAAUAGGCGAAGGUGCGGGUAUGAUUGUUCUCGAGGAAUAUAAUCACGCAAAAAAACGUGGUGCACGUAUAUAUGCGGAAAUUAGUGGUUAUGGACUAUCAGGAGAUGCACAUCAUAUAACAGCUCCUCCGGAAAAUGGGAUCGGAGCUGAAUUAGCGAUGCGUAGAGCACUAAAACAUGCUCAAUUAUCUCCUGAUGAUAUUGAUUAUAUAAACGCUCAUGCCACGUCAACGUUAUUAGGGGAUAUUGCUGAAAAUCGUGCAAUCAAAUCAAUUUUCGAGAACUCUUCUCAACGCGAUAAAAUACUUAAUAAACUAGCAGUAUCCUCAACCAAAGGUUCAAUAGGUCAUUUGUUAGGUGCAGCGGGUGCUGUCGAAGCAAUCUUUACUAUAUUAGCAAUAUAUAAUAAUGUACUUCCUCCAACAUUAAAUCUAAAUAAUCCUGGUGAUCCUCCUUCAGAUUUCAUUUCAUUUAAUUAUGUUCCAAAGGUUGCUCAACAACCUUCAUUUAGAAUAAGAGCUGCAUUAUCAAAUUCCUUUGGAUUUGGUGGUACCAAUGCAUCUUUGUGUUUUGUAAAAUGUGAAUAA